This is a messenger RNA of Lacerta agilis (Sand lizard), 4685 nucleotides long. RefSeq names its product PEAK1 related, kinase-activating pseudokinase 1 (gene PRAG1). NCBI's taxonomy places the organism in Eukaryota, Metazoa, Chordata, Lepidosauria, Squamata, Lacertidae. Gene Ontology annotation, biological process: protein phosphorylation. Gene Ontology annotation, molecular function: ATP binding; protein kinase activity. The record is from RefSeq and is a predicted model, not a curated record. The coding region runs from base 185 to 4249 and encodes 1354 amino acids. The transcript is spliced from 6 exons.
GCCCGGGCGGCGAUCCUUGCUUAGCCGGUGGUGGAGAAGGAGGAGGUCCCCUUUGCUCGCUAGGAAGGCUUGGUUGAUGGCGCUGCAGCCGGGAGUCUGGGAGGUAGCUCAGUUGCACAACAGGGCAAAUUGUUAAGAGCCGCUACACGGAGUGCAAAAUGAACAGCGAAGCUCAACAUACAAGAUGCAGAGGGCAGUCCAAGUGAAGCAAGUGGGCUUGAAAAUGUCUGCGUGUAGUGAUUUUGUGGAACACAUCUGGAAGCCGGGCUCCUGCAAAAACUGCUUCUGCCCCAGACACUUCCACCAGCUGCAGGCGCCACCCCUGGACCUGGGAGGUAGCUGUGGCCUCUCGCAGGAUCUGCAUGGAACCAGAGCCAAAGCUGAGCCUACGGCUCUGGAGGAUGACGGAGUAGUUUCCUUGCCUUACUCCAAGCCAACAAUUGCCGUAAAACCGACGAUGAUAAACUCGGAUGUUGCCGAUGUGUGGGCGGAUGGGAACCUGAGUGCCGAAAUCCCACAGGUCAACAAGAGAAUGCCACCCAGAAAUCUUGCCUUGAUGAAAUCUGGAGAAGAACAGAGAGUGUGCAUUGACAAAUUCAGCAACAACAUCAUAAGGAAGCCUGUCAUUCAGAAUACUCCAAGUGAUCGUACUUUGCACAGUCCUCCAGGCCCUCCUUCGGCCGGCCCCUCCAGUCUUGAAAGCAGUGCAGAGAGAAAUGUCUCCUUCAGUAAUGUGGUAUUUCUGAAUGAUAUGGGAGCACGGGAGAAUGGAAAUGAAGUGGCCAGCAAGGAGAAGUUAUCCUUGCCAUAUCUGGGCCUCUGUCACAGUUCAUCUUUUUUGAGUAACAGAUGCGUUGGCUCUGCCGUGGACUCCAUGGGAUACUCUCCCAUCCACCAAAGAGAGGAAGCAUCACUUUCAGAGAGAGCUGGUAUGUUCAAUUCAUCUGAUUUAGAAAGUGAAGGUGGGGAGUACUGCUCCAUCACAGACUAUUGCAAAGAGGCUCCUGUCCACCACGGGUUUGAUAGUACCGAAACCAAAGAGGUGUGGCAUGAAAACCCCGUUUCAAAACUUCAGGGGCCGGAGGCUGUGACAGAUGCAAGAACCGAGUCCAUAGUGGUGAGUUUCAGUGAAGGGGAAAGCAGAGCCUUGAAUUCAGAUUUUCAAAGGGGGGAGAAGCAUCUGCCACAUAGUUAUGUACACAACCACUUAUGUACCGAAACGGGCACAUUAGAAUUUCCCUCAGAUACUGGCAGUGGCCCCUGUGGUUCGUCCAAGGGAAAUUAUUGCUGUCCUUUGGUUAGAGAAUCAGAUCAGACUGUAGGCAAGCGUAUAGAAAAUGCAAGCAGUUCCGCAGAGCAACAGCUUUCCUGUGAAGUGGCCUCUCAAAACGAGCCUAUCUAUGCUGAGAGCACGAAGAGGAAAAAGGCGCAGCUAAAUAAUGCCAACACACAUGCAAGGAGUGAUGCCUUGGCUUAUAGCCCCUGUAAAGAUAAACAAGAUGGCCUCUGGAGAGGGAAGGCUCUCCACUUGGACUGCGAAAGAGAGUUCCAAGAAUCUGUCACACAGGUACCAGCGACUAUUACCAUUGUGGCGGCCCACACAGAAGAUGACAACCGGACUAUUUUUCUUAGCAGUCCAGACUCAGCUGUAGGGGUCCAGUGGCCAAGUCCUAGCCCAACUUCUAAUUCAGAUGCUAGGAAAACAUCCCCUUUCUUUGAAUACAGAGAAAUGCCGCAAGCAAGCAGUGAGAUGAGCCCAAUGGAAAAUGGCCCAAGUCUUCAGUCCCAAACAACUAGCAGAAAUGGGAUUGGUGAGACUCCUGCUAUUCCCCCAAAAUUGUCCAAAGGGAGCCCACCUAGAGGAGAGGGGCCUUUCACACAGUCUGUAAGUUCUUUUGUGGCAGAAACUUGUGAUAACAACGGCCAUUGGGGUCUUGACAUUCCAAAGAACGGCACUGAUAGCACAAUCUUUGAGCCCGCAUUGUCCAUAUGCCCUCAUACGAACAAAAUCUCUCCAGAGGAGUCGAACAAAGGUCCAGCGACCUUGAGCUCUGAGAGGAGGCAGAAAUACUGCAAUCUCUCCUGGAGCAGACAGUGCAGGAUAGAGGAAGAAGAGGAAGAAGAGCAGGGAUUCUUGAAAAGCACACCAGAGACAGAAACUGAAAACGGGGCAAGCAGUCCCUCAAGUAUUUCUAAUUGCCAUCAGGGGGGGAAACGCUCUGUCCAGGAGAACAAGAUUGCAGGAAUGAGCAAAUCAGCAUCUUUUGCCUUCGAGUUCCCUAAAGACAAGAAUGGAAUUGAGGAAUUCGCACCACCUCCUCCACCUCCAAAGAAACAAUCCAGGCAUUUUCUAAAAAUGAACAGAAGCAAUUCUGAGUUGGAGAAGCUGAGCAGUGAUUCUACAGAAAACCUCAGUCCUGCUUUCCAGGGAAUCCACGUCACUUUCACCGCUGGCUCCACGGACAGUUUGAAUUUGGAUACAAAUGCGUUCAGCAAUGGAGGACAGUCGUGCAAAACGAGCCUUCGUUCACCCACCCGUACUGGGAAGCCGACCUUUCCUUCAACUCAUUUCCCCGCAUGUCCCAGCAAAGACAGGCCGCACUGCAAACCUUUACAGCCGCCUCCUCUGCCACAAAAGAAAACGGUCAGCAGAGCUGUUUCUUCACCAGAUGGUUUUUACUGGGGCCCGGCUUCCCCUGCUAGAGCUUCAGGUCCCACAAGCCCCAAACUGAACUUCAGUCAGUCGGAAAGUAACGUCUGCAUCCGCGAGGAGUCUCCGUUUGGCUCCACCUUGGGAAUUAACCGCCAGACAUUUUCUUCUUCUGAGUCACUGGAGAAAGCCUUCAGAGGGUCCCAUUCCCCAUAUCCCUGUUCUGCUAAGAAUGGCGGCGCCUGCUCCAGCCAGAGCAAAAACUUGCCGCCUCGUUCCUCCUCCCAGCACAGCAUGUCCACCACGGUUUCCUCAGGUUCUAGCUUUCAGCUCCACAACCUACUCAGCAAUAUUGACAACAAAGAGGGGGUGUACGCCAAGCUAGGCGGGCUGUAUGCGGAAUCCUUGCGCCGCCUCGUUUCUAAGUGCGAGGACUGUUUCAUGCGCGACCAGAAGAGCGAGCUGCAUUUCAGCGAGAACAACUGGUCCCUCUUCAAACUGACGUGCAACAAGCCUUGCUGUGAUUCAGGGGACGCCAUAUAUUAUUGUGCCACCUGCUCCAAGGAUCCCUCCAGCACCUAUGCCGUGAAGAUAUGUAAAACUCAAGACACGAAAGCCGCAACGUCCUGCUGCAGCCCUUCCGUCCCAGUCCACUUCAAUAUCCAGCAGGACUGUGGGCAUUUUGUUGCCACGGUGCCCUCCAGCAUGCUGAAAAACGCUUCCGCGGAUGGACAGGGCCCCUCCCGCACCGCCACCGAGCAAGACUGUGUGGUCGUCAUCACCCGCGAGGUCCCGCACCAGACUGCCGCUGACUUUGUGAGGGGUUCUGGCCCUUUCCACAAAGCGAAGCCGGAGCUGUACGAGAGGCGGGUGUGUUUCCUGCUCCUGCAGCUCUGCAACGGGCUGGAGCACCUCAAGGAGUACAGCGUCAUCCACAGAGACCUUUGCCUCGAGAACUUGCUGCUAGUCCACUGCAGACCUCCCCCCAGCUGCAGCAAAAGCAGAGAGGACAAACAUCUGCCGCGGCUCAUCAUCAGCAACUUUUUGAAAGCCAAGCAGAAGCCCGGCGCCGCCGAGUCCAGAGCGAAAAAGAACCAGGCUCGCUUAGCCCCGGAGAUUGUCUCCGCCUCCCAGUACAAAAAAUUCGACGAGUUCCAAACCGGCAUCCUCAUCUACGAGCUCCUGCACCAGCCCAAUCCCUUCGAAGUGAAAGCCCACCUCCGGGAGCAGGAGUACAGCCAGGACGACCUUCCCCCGCUGCCCCACCUCUCCAUUUAUUCUCGGGGGCUCCAGCAGCUGGCUCACUUGCUGCUGGAAGCAGACCCCAUCAAACGCAUCCGCAUCGUGGAGGCCAAGCAGAUCCUGCAGUGCCUGCUGUGGGGUCCCCGGAAAGACUUGACGGAUCAGCCUCUUAACCAAGAGGAAGCGCUUCACAACUGGAUCGACAUGAAGCGGGCGUUGCUCAUGAUGAAGUUUGCCGAGAGGGCGGUGGACGCGGAGCGCAGCAUUGAGCUGGAGGACUGGCUCUGCUGCCAGUAUUUAGCCGCUGCAGAUCCACCUUCUCUCUGCAAGUCGCUGAAACAUCUUCAGCUCCUUUGAUUCUCCAUAGUGUAUGAAACGGGUGCCGUUGGUUCUAAGGGCAAUGGAGUAUAGUAAGUGCUUCCUUACACAGAAAAUGGCACACACCUCCCGUCCCCUUUAUGGAGUGAUAAUUGUGUGAACAGACCGUAUUUCAUACACAAAUACAACGCAAAGAUCAAAACCUAUGUACAUUUCGGGAUAAAUACCGUUACGAGUGUUGUAAACGGACAAUACUGCUGGAUUGCACCAGCAAGUGUAUUGCUUCCUGGGUUACUCUUGGAGGUAAAUUAAAAAAAGAAAAUAUGUGUAUUUCCUAAAUGGGAGGAGGGUUUCGUUCUUGUGAGAUUUUGCUGUUGUUUUAAUUUCCUAGUGAAUGUGCUCAGUCUUGGGGCAGAGGCUUAUUCGCUGUGAAAUAUCCUAAUAUAUUUUCUAUUAAAAAAACCCAGCAACAUUC